AUGGCUGCCUUGUCGAAGCAUUCGGGUGCUGCAAUGAAGGGGGCAGCUGCUGCACCUUCUGAUGCGACACAGGAGGUUCUCAAGCGUAGCCUCUGCAGAGACAUGGAUGCAGUGGCAGGCUCAUUGAAUCUGGAACCCCAUGCCAGUGCUGUUGGUGAUGAACCUGGUGUUAAACCUGCCCUUCGCAACUUGGAAACCCAGACGACAAUUCCUUUGGGACAUGUGGAUUCGCCAGAUAUUGAUGCGGCCUUGGACUUGAAAUACAACCAACCGCUCUUCAAGUGUCUGUUUGAUACUGUUGGAGAUAGUGAGGUGGAUAUUGAAAAGUUGAUUCUACCGACCUAUCACUGGUUGGAUACAAGGGUGGACCGUAUGGACAUCGACAAAGUUGACCCGUCCAUGAGGCGUGCAUGUGCACAGGCUGUUGUGUUGAAAGAUUUGACCACUGUGAAAGCUACUUUGGUGAAGGAAAAGGAGCAGGAACGUGCCAUGGCUUUGGCAAAAAUCGAUACUGCAGCUGAUGCCAUGAUUGCCCAGCAACGUGACAAAGUUGAGAAAAUGGGGACCACCAAUGUGGAUGAGUCACCGCUGUUCAAAGUCAACAAGAAUAACAUCAUCGUUUGGAAGGGACACAAGACCCAGUUGUUGGAUAAGGCUUUCCAGUGUGUCAUGGAUGAAAGUGCAGCAGCGGAAAAUGAUCUUCGCCAGCAUGUCCUUUCCAUGAUUGAGUCAGCCUAUGCCAAAUGGUCGGAACAUAUCUAUGCCGAACCCGAUGUUGGUGUUGACCCGGAACUGUUUGGGGAGCUGGAGGCACUCAUGGAAUCAUCUCCCAGAGCUUCUGCAGCACCGACUCCUGACCUUGGCAAUCAACGCUUGGAUGACAACGAGGAAGUGCUGAAACGUGGAGGGCUGGAGGUUGAGGUGACCCGAGAGCAGACAUCAGAGGAGGUGACCACCUAUGUGGGUCCUGGUGGUAGGGUGGAGAAGAAGCAGCAGGAGGAAAAUAAGGAUCCAAGUGACAGCCUGACCUACUGGAUGAAGCACCCUGAUGUCGCCCAAGAGGAUUUCGAGAUGGUGCGGAUGUUUGACAGCAUGGUCUACGAGGAUGAGGUCACUGAUGACCUUUCAUUGGGACUUACUGCAACUGGAGAGCUGGAUGGAGCCCAGACUCGCCAAGCUAUGCAGAUUGCUGUGGGGAAUGACAUCGGCAGGUUCCAAGCUGUGGGGCUGGGCAUGCAACCUGGUCAGGCUUCCAAUACAGGGGGACCACCACCACCACCCACCGAGAAACCAAAAAAGGUGAUACCCCUCAGCAAGCAGGUGACCAAUAAGAUCAGCAGUAGCUCAACGAAGCUCACUGAGCUGAUGGCUUGGGAAGCAAAGGACCCACCACCAAAAAAGGAGCCCAAGGCCAAGGCCAAAGCGAAGGCAAUGGCAUAG
Cladocopium goreaui is the source of this 1440-nucleotide messenger RNA. The record is from the annotation of a GenBank genome assembly. NCBI's taxonomy places the organism in Eukaryota, Dinophyceae, Suessiales, Symbiodiniaceae.